GAGGAGUUUUUGUUUCUAUUUUUUGGCUCAGGUUCGUGGUCAAAGAAGUGGGUUGAGAACUCUUCCACACAGUGCUGCUAUAACAUUUACUGUUGAUUGGCACCCGACUUUACCCAUUUCCGUUAUUGGAUCAGCUGAUAACUCGCUCCUAAUGUGUACACAAAUUUGAAUGCUCAGCACAUAACGUACUGCCUGGAGGUUCUGUCACUGACUUUGGGUGACCACUUCAUUUCUUUGUUUUUCCUGAAGGUGUGUUUUGCUUGCUACUAAUAUUCACUCAUCAUCUUGUGGAAUGAAUAGCCUCGCCCCUCCUUAGGCUGUUUGUUGGACUCAUUUUGCCUCUGAAGUACUCUCACUACCAAAGUCCGAUCCAUCUUCAUUUUCCUAUUCUCUAUUUUCUCCAUCUUUGCUUUUCUUAUCUCUCGUUGGUACAAUAGUUAUUUGGUUGCUUUUCUACUUGCACAAAAAUCCAAAAAACCAAAAAAAAAAUUCCACCGGAACAAAAAUGGCAGAGAAUAUCAUUAUUUCAAUUGCAGCGAAAAUAGCAGAGUACACUGUUGCACCUGUUGGACAGUGGCUAUGCUAUUCAUGUCACUACAACAGCAACAUAGAGAAUUUGAAGAAACAGAAAGAGAAGCUGCAAUGUGCUCGUGAAAGGGUGCAAGAUUCAGUUGAUGUUGCUUUUAGAAAUGAAGAGAAGGUUUUUUCUUAUGUUAGCAAGUGGUUGAUAGAUGUAGAUCACAUUACAAAAUUGGCCACCACAAAACUUCCUGAAAUCGAAGAAGAAGCGGGUACAGGGAGCUCUAAUGCGUCAUGCCUAAACUUGAAACAUCGACAUCAAUUAAGUCGAGAAGCAAAGAAGAUUGUGGAAGAUAUUGCCCAACUUUUUGCCGAACUUCAUAACAACGGAAACUUUGAAAAAGUUUCGAAUCCUGCUCUUCCUUCAGAAGAAAUGGACUACAACAGCAACAUGGAGAAUCUGAAGAAUCAGAAAGAGAAGCUGCAACAUGCUCGUGAAAGGGUGCAACAAUCAGUUGAUGCUGCUUUUAGAAAUGGUGAGGAAAUUUAUCCUGAUGUUAGCAAGUGGUUGAUAGAUGUAGAUCGUAUUACAGAAUUGGCCACCACAAAACUUAGUAAAAUCGAAGAAGAAGCAGGUAUGGGGAGCUCUAAUGCGGCAUGCCAAAACUCCGAACAGCGGCAUCAAUUAAGUCGGGAAGCAAAGGAGAUUGUGGAAAAUAUUGCUGAACUUCUUGAAAAUGGAAACUUCAAUGGAGUUUCCUAUCGUCCUGCUUUGCAAGAAAUGGAGACUCCAAUAAACAUGGAUUACAUGGCCAUGAAGUCGAGAAUGGCAGUGGUGGAGGGGAUUAUGGAGGCGUUGAGAAGUGCUGAUAUCUACAAGAUCGGCGUGUGGGGGAUGCCCGGAAUUGGAAAGAGUACUCUGAUGAAAGAAAUUGCCAGACAAGCCAGGGAAGAAGGCUUAUUCGAUGAGGUGGUUGAGACACUUGUGACAAAUAGCCCAGUUAUAAGGAAAAUUCAAGGAGCGAUUGCAUCCAUGCUAGGUCUAAAUUUUGAUCAAGAAACUGAUGAACUAGGGAGAGCAAGUCAGCUACAACGGAGGCUAUCAAAGGACAAGAAGAUACUAGUUAUCCUGGAUGAUAUAUGGAAAGAACUUGAUUUACAAAAAAUAGGAAUUCCUUCAGAACGAUGCAAAGUAGUAAUGACAUCAAGAGAUCGUGAUGUAUUAAUUUGUGGAAUGGGCACCCAAAAAGAAAUUGAACUUAAAAUUUUACAGAAAGAAGACGCUUGGAACUUAUUUGAGAUGAGGGCGGGUGAAAUUGUCAGAAAUCCUAAGGUGAGUGGCAUAGCAAUUGAGAUAGUUGAAAAGUGUGCAGGUCUUCCUAUCGCACUUGUAACAGUUUCAAAGGCAUUAAAAAAUAAGAAUUUAAGUGAAUGGAAGGAUGCCCUGCGCCGAUUAAAAAGACCGGCUCCCGAACACGUCACAGAGAUGUUGAAAACCAUAUAUUCUCCCAUAGAGUUGAGUUAUGAUAAUCUGGAAUCUCGGGAGCUAAAAUCCCUCUUUUUGCUUUGUGCUCAAUUGAGUAACUUCCUUCACUAUCGCGAUUUGUUGAUAUACUCUUAUGGUUAUGGUUUAUUUCAUGGCAUUAAUACAUUAGAAGAAGCCAGAGACGCGCUACAUACACUACUUCGUAAAUUAAAAGACUCUUGUUUACUGCUGGAAAAUUCCAAUGGAUUUUGUAUGCAUGAUCUUGUUCGUGAUGUCGCUACAAUAAUUGCAUCAAGGGAUUGUAAUAUGUUUGUCAUGAGAGACGAUGGUGGGCUAAAAGUAUGGUCGGAUGUGGAUGCACUCAAAAGAUGCAAGGCGAUCUCUAUUUUUUAUGGAGAUUUUGAUGAUCAACUUCCCAAUGAAAUGGAAUGUCCCGAAUUAAUAUUCCUCUUUAUUGAUUCUAAAGUUAGUUCUUUGCAGAUACCAGACACUUUGUUUCAAGGGAUGAAAAUGCUCAAAGUUUUGGAUUUGACGGGAAUGCUACUUUCAUCACUUCCUUCGUCUCUUUUUUUCCUUAGAAACCUACAAACAUUAUGUCUGGAUAACUGUGCGUUGGAAGACAUAUCUGGCAUUGGAGAACUCCAGAAAUUAGUUGUUCUUAGUCUUCUUCACUCUAAAAUUUCAAAAUUGCCAAGAGAAAUAGGGUCAUUGGUUCGUUUGCAGUUGUUAGAUUUGAGCCAUUGCUCCAAACUUGAGAUGAUUCCUCCAAAUGUCAUAUCAAGCUUGGUCAAAUUAGAAGAAUUGUAUAUGGGAAACAGCGUUGUUCAAUGGGAGGUUGAAGGUCUCAAUGAUGAAAGAAAAAAUGCCAGCCUUGUUGAGCUAAAGCAUUUGUCAAAACUGAACACUUUAGAGAUACAAAUUCAAGAUGUCAGCAAACUACAGAAGGACUUAAAUUUCGAGAAGUUGGAGAGAUACAAAAUAUGCAUAGGAGAUGUCUGGCACUGGUCUGACAGAGUUCAAUCCUCAAGAACACUAAAACUCAAGAUGAUGAAUUCAAGCAUUCAAUCAGAGUUUUGGAACAAAAUGCCAUUGAAGAGAACGGAAAUUCUUCAUUUAGAGGGCUGGUUGAAUGGUGUUAUGAGUGUUAUACCCGAAAUGGAUAGAGAAGGAUUUCAACGAAUGAAGUAUCUCGGCAUAAAUAAUGGUGUUGAGCUUAAGUAUGUCGUUAACUUGAGCACAUCGGUUAUUGUGUUUCCUACCUUGGAGACAUUCAUUCUUAGUAAUAUGAUCAGCUUGGAAGAAAUUUGUCAGGGCAACAUUCCAUUGACAUCUUUCAAAAACUUGAAAGUUUUGAAGGUGGAAAAUUGUGAGAAAUUAAGAUUUAUCUUCUCAUCAUCUAUAGCCAGAGGCCUUUCACUACUUGAAGAACUGAACAUAACAAGAUGCAACAACGUGGGUGCAAUAUUCGUGAAAGAAGAAGAAGACGGAAUAGAAGAUCAGGGAGAUAUGAUGUUGUUCUGUCGACUUCAAACCUUAGUGCUAAAGGAUCUUCCAAAGCUCGUGGGCUUCCUAAGCACAAUAGAAACCAAUUCAGAGGGCAACCUGCAUGAUUUUCAGCUGCCGCUUCUACAUCAUCAGGUACAUUACACAGUAUGUAAUUAUUACCCAAAAAAUAUUCCACACAUUACACAAGCAUAAACAUUUAUAGUUGGCAUUCAUUGUGACCGAAGUAUAAUUGCAUGCGCCUCUAUUACGUUGUGGCGGAAGACGCCUACAGCUUAGUCUUAGGGCAUAAAAGUACUUAAAUUUGAAAACAAAAAUAAGAUGGGACGACUUGUCUAAAAUAAUUUUGAAAUAAAUAGCCGAUUACAUAAAAAUGAAAUUUCGCAA
Carya illinoinensis is the source of this 3895-nucleotide messenger RNA. Its product is annotated as probable disease resistance protein At4g27220. The record is from RefSeq and is a predicted model, not a curated record. The transcript is spliced from 2 exons. Gene Ontology annotation, molecular function: protein binding; ATP hydrolysis activity; ADP binding. Lineage: Eukaryota; Viridiplantae; Streptophyta; Magnoliopsida; Fagales; Juglandaceae. The coding region runs from base 506 to 3703 and encodes 1065 amino acids.